AUGUUGGCUAAAUCAUCACUCUUCCUUCUUAUGAUCGGUAUGUUGCUGUUUGCCAGUCCUGUUGCUGGUCAAAUCACCACUGGUCUGAUCGGGGGUCGUUACUACACGAUUGUUCCUUCACAUAUAACACUUGUCGAUCUAAAUUUUGGCAAUAAAGGGAUCACCGAUAAAGGGGUGUGGUACUUGGCUGAUGCACUGAAAGUGAAUGAAACACUUACUUCACUUCGAUUAUUCGGAAAUCAAAUUGGCGAUGUUGGAGCACAGUAUCUAGCUGAUGCAUUAAAAGUCAAUCGGACACUCACUACGCUAGAUCUUCGGUGGAGUAGUAUUAGCAUUGUCGGUGCCGAAUAUUUGGCAGACGUUGUAUCGAUAAACGAGACAAUCGAAGAGCUGUGGCUGGGUGACCAAUUCAGUGGUGUUAUCGCGGCAUGCCAUUUAGCCAAACUAUUACGAGUCAAUCAAACGAUCACAGAAAUAAUUCCCUACAACCAGUUGCCGCCAUUAUCUCUACAUUUGAAUUGGGCUACUGCUUGGAAAGUUCCUCAAACACUCACUAAACUUGGUUUGCCGUCAUACGAAUUUCAUGCCAGAGGUGCCUACUAUCUGGCUGAUGCACUGAAAUGCAACCAUACGCUUACCAAAUUGGAUCUUACAUAUAAGUAUAUCGAGGAUGCUGGAGCACAGCAUUUCGCAGAGUUUUUGAAAGUCAAUCAAACACUUACUUCGAUCAAUCUUGAAUCGAACUCUAUUCACGCUCAUGGAGCACAGCACCUGGCUGACGCGCUGAAAAUUAAUCAAACACUUAUCGAAAUCAACCUCAGCGGUAACUAUAUCCAAAGUGCUGGUGCUCAGUACCUAGCUGAUGCAUUGAGAGUCAAUCAAACACUCAAAAUACUACAUCUGCGUUCCAAUGGGAUUGAAAAUGAUGGAAUACGACACUUAGCUGAUGCAUUGAAGAAUAAUCAGACACUCACUACACUGACACUUGAUAGCAACCGUCUUCGGGAAGAAGCAUCAGAAUAUUUGAUUGAGACCUUGGAAAUCAAUCGAACACUAACAAAAAUACUUGCACAGAGUUCUGUUAAUGGCCCUAUUGAAGCAUGGUUUUUGGCAAAGCAUUUACGAACCAACAAGACACUUGUCACACUGUCUAUGUUUGGACUCGCUAGUGGAAAUGAAGGAGAACUGCUUCUAGACGAAACACGACACAUGAAUCAAACGCUCACUACACUCCAAUUGAAGUCAAAUGCAAUUCUUGCACUAGGAGCACGCUAUCUUGCUGAUGCACUUAUAGUCAAUCAGGCAAGAUUGAUCAGCGUUUUUGCAGCUACGUCACGUGAAGGAGCAAAAUAUUUAGCAGAUGCCUUGAAAGUCAAUCAAACACUCACAACGUUAAAUCUCGAUGAUAAUUGGAUGCGUGACCCUGGAAUAGAGCAUUUGGCUGCAGCAUUGGUAGUGAAUCACACACUUAGUGCACUAAAUAUCAGCAGCAAUAAUAUCACUGAUGAGGGUAUACAACAUCUAGCUGAUGCAUUGAAGCAGAAUCAAACACUAACUACUUUAAACAUCGCUAACAACAAGCUAGGUCCAAUGAGUCCAGUACAUAUUGGUAAAGCUUUGUGUCAAAAUCAAACACUCGCGACAUUAGAUCUCAGUAAGAACGCAAUUACUGAUACUGGAGCAUGUCAUAUAGCCAAUGGAUUGAAAAAGAACCGAACGCUUACCACUCUAAACAUCGCGGAAAACAAGCUAGGUCCAAUGGGUGCAUUAUUUAUUGGUAGAGCUCUGCAUGAAAAUCAGACACUCACGACAUUAAAUUUGAGAAAUAAUGAUAUUCGAAGAUCAGGAGCAAAAAAUAUAACUGAAGCAUUGCACAUCAACUGCUCAGUUUCUACCCUUGAUAUUGGUGCUAAUCGAUUCCGUGAUGAAGGAAUAUUGAAUAUAGUGGGAGUGCUACGAAUUAAUCACAUCAGAUCUUUAUCGCUGGAUAACUUACUUAUUACGCAGACUGCCUUAUCCCAUCUAGUUGAAGCAUUAAAAGUCAACAAAACGCUCACUACUCUGUCUCUCGCUAGUUGUAAAAUUGAUGGUCGCAAGUGCGCAAGUUUGAACGAAAUGCUCCGACAUAAUCAGUCACUGACAACGCUUAAUCUUAACAGCAAUCGGAUCACAGCUGGUGGUGGUCAGCUUCUAGCCGAAGCACUUCUACAUAAUAAGACACUUACAACACUGUGGCUUAUUAACACUGGAAUCGGUGAUUACGGAGCAAAAUGUUUCGCCGAUGCACUAAAAGUGAACGAAACACUUACUACCUUAAUGCUGCGUUGGAAUCAUAUCAGUACUGGUGGAACACGUCAUUUCAAUUGA
Molecule: messenger RNA, 2367 nt
Organism: Adineta ricciae
Lineage: Eukaryota; Metazoa; Rotifera; Eurotatoria; Adinetida; Adinetidae
Source: the annotation of a GenBank genome assembly